AAAUCAUAUGUACAAAACACAUGUUGACAUCUUGGAGCUUGUUGCAGCUGAGUCUUUACGACGGUAGAGUUUACGGCCGACGCUCUUGCUUGACGGCAGCGGGUCAGCGUCCCCGCUGGUGCUGCUCCUUUACGGUAGCGGGGCAGGAGGGCGCAGGCGCGGUGGUGUCUCGGAGGCCAGUGGCGGUCAUGGCGCUGUCCGGGUCCGCUCUCCAGGCCAAGGUGUCCCGCCUGGUCAGCAGGCAGCACGGCAGGCCGGUGCUCAAACCCAACAAGGCCCUGGUGCUGGCCGAUAGGGUGGCGAACAGGAAAAUGCGGCUGGGAGAGGCAAUGUGUAUCACAGAGAUGUCCGUGAUGAUGGCUUGCUGGAAACAAAAUGAGUUCAGUGAGAGAGCCUGUGCCAAAGAGAUCCAGGCGUUCUAUGCUUGCACAGCCAAGGCAGAGGCUGAGCGGAAAGCAAGGGCAAGUUUGGAGAGUGUGGGACAAACCAAUACUUUGACUCCCCAACAAGCCACAAAGUUGCUGCAGAGAUAUCCUAACAAAACACAAGUGAGAUAGGAGUCUGCAUGUGGAAUUACUAUUUGGAUUUAAAAGGCUGCUGAUUACUUCCUCUUCCUGUGUCUGAGCCGUUCAGUUCCUGAUGGAUACAAAUGCCCUGGAAAUUGCCGGACUAUAAUACUCAUCAUUGACAGUAAAACUUGAUAGAACAGCGACAUAUGUUCUUAGCUGAAAUUCACGAAUAUCUAAGACUGGGUCUCACUAAAUUAGAAAGAAUGGCAAUUUGUUGCAUUUUAUGAACUAUAUGUUGAAAUAUUUCAUAACCGGCAGUUGUUUUGAAUGCACAGGUGAGGAGUGCUUUUUAGUUCAUCUUUAUUAUUGUCUGUGAUUUUGGGUCGAGGUGCAUUUUAUUCUAUCACUUUGACUUCUCUUCAUCACAGUCCCAUCCCUGGUCUCUGAUCUGUGAUGUGAGAAGGUACACUCGAACAGGUUUCCCCUGUUGGUUCCUCCUUUUCUGCAGUGCCAUAGCAGUAAUAACUCCAGGCUAAUGUUUUAUGAGCAUGGGUUUGAAUCCUACCAUGGCAAUAGUGAAAUUUAAAUUUGAUAAAAUAAUAUACCUGUUAUUUCAAAAAAGCAUAUCUGAGGAGUUUGGGGUGGCCAUUAAAAGGUGGCUUAGCUGGUGCCACCCACAUGCCAUGAACAAAUCAAAAAUGCACCACCGAGUCCCCUAUCUUAAUGGUGGUCAUGUCGAUAUAAGGAAUUCAAUUGUGGGAUAUUCUAAGUCCAAUCUGUCUUGCACCUCUUUAAAUGACAAUAAUCUCUAUGUCCUUUAUGACAGUAUCAUCUAUUUCAGUUAAAAAUUACUCCUUUUUCACACGUCAGUGGGAAUCAGUUUCUUUAUAAAGGCCGGGUAUGUGGCUUGCGUCUCAGUUGUUUGCAAAUAGUGAAAAAUGUUUUAAGAUAACAGUGAAGGUGAUAUCAAAAUAACCCUCUGAAGUGUUACUUGAGGUUGUCUCAGAGUUGUAUAAAAUCAUACCAGAUCUUCUAAUUACAGGAGAAAACAUCUUGUGUUACUGAGCUCAAUUUAAUAAAUAAAUUCUGAUGUUAA
Molecule: messenger RNA, 1605 nt
Organism: Chiloscyllium plagiosum (whitespotted bambooshark)
Lineage: Eukaryota; Metazoa; Chordata; Chondrichthyes; Orectolobiformes; Hemiscylliidae
Source: RefSeq, a predicted model, not a curated record